Molecule: messenger RNA, 5692 nt
Organism: Nycticebus coucang (slow loris)
Lineage: Eukaryota; Metazoa; Chordata; Mammalia; Primates; Lorisidae
Exons: 15
Coding region: 4488-5258 (256 amino acids)
Biological process (GO): protein targeting to lysosome; endosome to lysosome transport; early endosome to late endosome transport
Cellular component (GO): early endosome; extrinsic component of endosome membrane; late endosome
Molecular function (GO): phosphatidylinositol binding
Source: RefSeq, a predicted model, not a curated record
AGGUCCAACAGCUACUCGCGGACAGCGCGCCUCGUUUUCCGCGCGGCAGCCGAGAGAGGACGGUUCGGAAAUAACUGCUAGCUAUGCGGGUGGGCGGGAAGAACUGCUACCUAUGCGGAUGGGAAAGCGGCUGAGCCUUCCAGUCGGUAGCUGGGCUCUUGGAGGGAGAUGGGUGUUUCCGGAUGUACAUCAGUCAACUGCGGGGAGACUGGAAAACAUGCUGGCAAUUCAAAAACGUUUAAAAAUGGUAAGGCAUCUGUGAGACGUGGUAUAUUCCUGGGUUUUUUUUUUUUUCUUCCCGAUUUGAAAUACAUUGUUUCAUUUGAAGUAAUUUUAAGAGUUAGCUGUCAACAGGAUGAAUGUAAUGGUUCUAUAAUCCGUGGAUUCCUUAAUUUUAAGCCCUAUGUGGUUUGAAUUGUUGCUAAGUGCUGGGAUUUCUAGAAAUUUACAAGCUAAGUGUUUGUUUGAUAAAAAUACAGGUAGUGCAUGAAAGUCUGAAACAUAAAUACAAAAGAACUCAACGACCCAUUUAAAAGCGGUAAUAUUGCCAAUGCUGUGUUACCUCCCACCCCCAUUCCCCUGCCCCCCAUCUAGUAGUACCUAUCUCUAGUUUUGUGUCCAUCGGUUUCUUGAUCCUGUGGCUGGGAGGUGAGAUGGAUAGUUUAUUAUUCAUAUGUAUCUUUAAACAUAGGCAUUAUAAGAAUGAGUAUGCAUGUAGUUGUCUGUAGUUCCUGUGAAUCAUAAUACUAAACUGAAAUUUUCCAAAUUAGAAUUAUUCACAAGCAGUAAUUUUAUUCCUCAUACUCAAGUGAAAUAUUUCAGCAUUUCAAGACAUGAAAAUAAUGAUAGUUUAGCAGGGUCCAAACUUGUAUGUCUUCAUAAAUCAUAUCAAUAAUUGUCUAGCUCAAUGAUUUAUACUCCUGAGGUGCUGUGUGACAUUUGUGUGGCCCUGGCCAUCUCCUUUGCCCUGUUUGUGUACAUUCAGUUAACUUAAACUUAAUUCUGUAGGAAUGUGUCUGGUAAUGCUGACAGUGUAAGGCAUCCCUUCUCCAAAACUACUAGAUUUGCCAUUGUACUGUUUUCAGGUGAAAAUCUUCACCCUAGUUUCUGUACAUCUAGCAUUUAACCUGACUUAGUGCAUUCUAGUCAAGCUCUAGGACAGAAAAGCAAUGGUUGUCUACUCAUUAGGACCAUUGUGUCUUAAAAUCAAUACUGUGAUGAUGAAGGAUAUAAAAUGUUUCCAUCAUUUAUGUAAUUUUUAGGUACUAACCAAUCAAAAGAUUUAAAACACUCAAGUCAUUAACAGAUGUUUUUAAAUUUCGCGUUUGUCAGUUAAUACUAUCAGAAGUAAUGAAACAGGAAUUGUGUUCUUUUAUUCCAUUAGAAAUGUAUUGAACAAGAGAUACUGGUACUUUUAUUAAAAAGUGGGUUGGAGUCCCAAAAGGUAGGUUGGGUUCCUUAGAGGAAUGACAUUUUGUUGUUGUUGAGACAGGGUCCCACCCUAUGCCCCUGAGCAGAGUGCAGUGGGCGUGGUAGCUCACCACAGCCUCAGACUCAGGCUGCAGGCACCCCUCUGCCUCAGCCUCCGGAUGCCGCUGGGAUUACAUGUGCUCAAGGCAGCACCCGGCUGGGUUUUUCCAUUUUUUUCAUGAAUCGGGGUCUCACUGUCGCUCAGGCAAGUCUCUAACUCCUGAGCUCAAGCAAUUGAUUCUCCCUCCUCAGCCUCCCACAGUGCUGGGAUUACAGGCAUGAGCCACUGCGCCCGGCAGGAAUGAAAUUUUUAUUAGACUAUUCCUUCAUAUAACAUGCCAAACAAAUGCAAUUACAAAUGGGAAUUGACAGUGAAAAUUUAAUUUUUAGGUCUGACAAAUCCUAUGAAUUUUGAAGGUGUGUGAAGGUCAUUGUGACAGAUGUUUUCCAAAAGCUUAACAGAAAAUGGCAAUGAAAAAGUAGAACCGCCACUGCAUAUAUUGAGGUACAAAAAGUGUUAAAUGACAUCUUUUUGGGAAUCGUGGUGCUAUUGUUACUAACAAGCAAUACACAAAAUGUUUGAUGUGUUAUUGACGUUGAUAAUGGUGGCAUAAUGAUGACUUAAAUUUUUGCCGUUUACCCAGCUGAGGAUAUCUUUGAAGAAAUAAUUCUUAGACUGAGAUGCCAGUAAACUAUAUUGGUUUAUGUUAAUGGUAUGUAGUACAAUUUUUUACUAAGAGGCUAAAUGUUCUUUCUCCUUAGCACAUAGGUAGCUGCAGAUGGAUGUCCUUUAGCUGCAGUUUUUUGAAAUACUCCUUUGUUGCCUCAGAGGUGUGCCAUGCAACAUUAUGGGAGAAAGAACGAAGACUGCAAGAAAACAGAUGAACAGAACAAAUGAUGAAAAUGAAUAUUUUACUUGGUUUUACUAACUUCAUUAUAAAUGAUAUAGAAAAUAAAUGUAGGAAUGAAGAAAAAAUGAUUUCCUCAAGUCACUUAUUCAUCACUAGAGAAGAUACCUGUCCCUGGUCCAUAUGUGGCAAUAAACUGUUCGAGCUGUCGUUGGCACUGAGUCAGGGAGAUGGGUGUUUCCGGAUGUACAUCAGUCAACUGCGGGGAGACUGGAAAACAUGCUGGCAAUUCAAAAACGUUUAAAAAUGGUAAGGCAUCUGUGAGACGUGGUAUAUUCCUGGGUUUUUUUUUUUUUCUUCCCGAUUUGAAAUACAUUGUUUCAUUUGAAGUAAUUUUAAGAGUUAGCUGUCAACAGGAUGAAUGUAAUGGUUCUAUAAUCCGUGGAUUCCUUAAUUUUAAGCCCUAUGUGGUUUGAAUUGUUGCUAAGUGCUGGGAUUUCUAGAAAUUUACAAGCUAAGUGUUUGUUUGAUAAAAAUACAGGUAGUGCAUGAAAGUCUGAAACAUAAAUACAAAAGAACUCAACGACCCAUUUAAAAGCGGUAAUAUUGCCAAUGCUGUGUUACCUCCCACCCCCAUUCCCCUGCCCCCCAUCUAGUAGUACCUAUCUCUAGUUUUGUGUCCAUCGGUUUCUUGAUCCUGUGGCUGGGAGGUGAGAUGGAUAGUUUAUUAUUCAUAUGUAUCUUUAAACAUAGGCAUUAUAAGAAUGAGUAUGCAUGUAGUUGUCUGUAGUUCCUGUGAAUCAUAAUACUAAACUGAAAUUUUCCAAAUUAGAAUUAUUCACAAGCAGUAAUUUUAUUCCUCAUACUCAAGUGAAAUAUUUCAGCAUUUCAAGACAUGAAAAUAAUGAUAGUUUAGCAGGGUCCAAACUUGUAUGUCUUCAUAAAUCAUAUCAAUAAUUGUCUAGCUCAAUGAUUUAUACUCCUGAGGUGCUGUGUGACAUUUGUGUGGCCCUGGCCAUCUCCUUUGCCCUGUUUGUGUACAUUCAGUUAACUUAAACUUAAUUCUGUAGGAAUGUGUCUGGUAAUGCUGACAGUGUAAGGCAUCCCUUCUCCAAAACUACUAGAUUUGCCAUUGUACUGUUUUCAGGUGAAAAUCUUCACCCUAGUUUCUGUACAUCUAGCAUUUAACCUGACUUAGUGCAUUCUAGUCAAGCUCUAGGACAGAAAAGCAAUGGUUGUCUACUCAUUAGGACCAUUGUGUCUUAAAAUCAAUACUGUGAUGAUGAAGGAUAUAAAAUGUUUCCAUCAUUUAUGUAAUUUUUAGGUACUAACCAAUCAAAAGAUUUAAAACACUCAAGUCAUUAACAGAUGUUUUUAAAUUUCGCGUUUGUCAGUUAAUACUAUCAGAAGUAAUGAAACAGGAAUUGUGUUCUUUUAUUCCAUUAGAAAUGUAUUGAACAAGAGAUACUGGUACUUUUAUUAAAAAGUGGGUUGGAGUCCCAAAAGGUAGGUUGGGUUCCUUAGAGGAAUGACAUUUUGUUGUUGUUGAGACAGGGUCCCACCCUAUGCCCCUGAGCAGAGUGCAGUGGGCGUGGUAGCUCACCACAGCCUCAGACUCAGGCUGCAGGCACCCCUCUGCCUCAGCCUCCGGAUGCCGCUGGGAAUACAUGUGCUCAAGGCAGCACCCGGCUGGGUUUUUCCAUUUUUUUCAUGAAUCGGGGUCUCACUGUCGCUCAGGCAAGUCUCUAACUCCUGAGCUCAAGCAAUUGAUUCUCCCUCCUCAGCCUCCCACAGUGCUGGGAUUACAGGCAUGAGCCACUGCGCCCGGCAGGAAUGAAAUUUUUAUUAGACUAUUCCUUCAUAUAACAUGCCAAACAAAUGCAAUUACAAAUGGGAAUUGACAGUGAAAAUUUAAUUUUUAGGUCUGACAAAUCCUAUGAAUUUUGAAGGUGUGUGAAGGUCAUUGUGACAGAUGUUUUCCAAAAGCUUAACAGAAAAUGGCAAUGAAAAAGUAGAACCGCCACUGCAUAUAUUGAGCACAUAGGUAGCUGCAGAUGGAUGUCCUUUAGCUGCAGUUUUUUGAAAUACUCCUUUGUUGCCUCAGAGGUGUGCCAUGCAACAUUAUGGAAGAAAGAACGAAGACUGCAAGAAAACAGAUGAACAGAACAAAUGAUGAAAAUGAAUAUUUUACUUGGUUUUACUAACUUCAUUAUAAAUGAUAUAGAAAAUAAAUGUAGGAAUGAAGGAAAAAUGAUUUCCUCAAGUCACUUAUUCAUCACUAGAGAAGAUACCUGUCCCUGGUCCAUAUGUGGCAAUAAACUGUUCAAGCUGUCGUUGGCACUGAGUCAGGUUUAUAAAGUUCUGGUCUCAGUGGGCAGGAGUGAAUGGUUUGUCUUCAGGAGAUAUGCAGAGUUUGAUAAACUUUAUAACACUUUAAAGAAGCAGUUUCCUGCUAUGGCCCUGAAGAUUCCUGCCAAGAGAAUAUUUGGUGAUAAUUUUGAUCCAGAUUUUAUUAAACAAAGAAGAGCAGGACUGAAUGAAUUUAUUCAGAACCUGGUUAGGCAUCCAGAGCUCUACAACCAUCCAGAUGUCAGAGCAUUCCUUCCAAUGGACAGUCCAAAACACCAGUCAGAUCCAUCUGAAGAUGACGAUGAAAGAAGUAUUCAGAAGUUAAAGAAGCAGUUUCCUGCUAUGGCCCUGAAGAUUCCUGCCAAGAGAAUAUUUGGUGAUAAUUUUGAUCCAGUCCAGAUGUCAGAGCAUUCCUUCCAAUGGACAGUCCAAAACACCAGUCAGAUCCAUCUGAAGAUGACGAUGAAAGAAGCAUUCAGAAGGAAAACUCAAGGAAGUUUUGUAAACUGUCUCCACCUGCUGUCCUCCUCUGGAUCUCUUGCGAACCCCUCCGUCCCGGGCCCAUCACACCACAGACUGCUCAGAGUUUAGCAGCCAAUCUUCAACUUUCAUCUUACUUGCACUAACAGCAACGUGAACAGAGUUAAUUACCCCCCUGACUUUGGGAAACUACAUUCUUGGUUUUCCUCCUGUCUCACAGACUGCCCUUUCUGUCUCUAUUACCGGUUAUUCCUUGACUUCACGAUGCUGAAGUGUCCCAGGACUCAAUCCUUGGAUCACUUCUCUCAUCUGUCCAUACUCACUCUCCAAGGAGACCAAGAGGGUGGAGAAAGCCUGGUGCCCUGGGAUGAAAUAAUACUUUGUAAUUAAUCCAAUAAGCCUGUGAGGAUAAAGUAAGGAUGCAACACCACAACUCUCCAAUCCGUGGCAGACGUCAUUAAUCAUUCAGGGCUUUUCUCAAACGGAGCUAAGCAGCCCUGGAAUCCUUCUUUGUAUGGAGUAUUGUAGCCAUUCACUUCCAAUGA